UCAGUCCCGCCCUCUGGUUCCACUGUUCUUUGCGGAGGUAACAGAUGGAGAUCGAAUGGGUGGCAGUUCAGCUGCAGCAGCUGCUGCCGUCUGAGAGAAGCCCUUGGUGGUCGUAGGCUUAAUGAGCGGACGGCAAAGAACGCUUUUCCAGACAUGGGGCGCAAGCCUCUUCCGAUCCUCUGGGGCUCCGGUUUGCAGCUCUAGAACUGAGCGACCUCACAGCCCUGGCAGCCCCGGGGCGUGUUUUUCUGCCGCCGCAGAGGCUGCAGACGCACCGCCGGAGUCGGACGACGACGUGUUCCUGGUUGCUGUGUACGAAGCAGAGCGGCAACUGAAUCUAGAGAAUGGCGGGUUCUGCACCUCAGCGGGCGCCCUAUGGAUUUAUCCUACUAAUUGCCCAGUGCGGGACUACCAGCUGCACAUCUCCCGGGCCGCUCUGUUCUGCAACACGCUGGUGUGUCUGCCCACCGGGUUGGGAAAGACCUUUAUUGCCGCCGUGGUCAUGUACAAUUUCUACCGCUGGUUCCCGUCUGGCAAGGUAGUCUUCAUGGCCCCCACGAAACCUUUGGUGACACAGCAGAUUGAGGCUUGCUACCGAGUGAUGGGUAUCCCGCAGUCCCACAUGGCCGAAAUGACAGGAUCUACUCAAGCUUCCACCAGGAAGGAAAUAUGGUGCAGUAAGAGAGUCAUUUUUCUUACACCUCAAGUCAUGGUAAAUGAUCUUUCUAGAGGAGCUUGUCCUGCUGCUGAAAUAAAGUGUCUAGUUAUUGAUGAAGCUCAUAAAGCUCUUGGGAACUAUGCUUAUUGCCAGGUUGUAAGAGAACUAGUCAAAUAUACAAAUCACUUUAGAAUAUUGGCUCUUAGUGCCACACCAGGUAGUGAUAUAAAGGCUGUGCAACAGGUUAUUACUAACCUACUAAUUGGGCAGAUAGAACUUCGUUCUGAAGAUUCCCAGGAUAUUUUGCCAUACUCUCAUGAAAGACGAGUUGAAAAGCUUGUUGUUCCCCUUGGUGAAGAACUUGCAGCCAUCCAAAAGGCAUAUGUACAGAUUUUGGAAUCAUUUGCCAGUUCUUUGAUUCAGAGGAAUCUUUUGAUGAGAAGGGAUAUCCCCAAUCUAACAAAAUACCAGCUAAUUCUGGCAAGGGAUCAGUUUAGAAAAAACCCACCUGCAAAUUUUGUGGGAAUACAACAAGGUAUAAUUGAAGGAGAUUUUGCUCUUUGUAUUAGUCUAUAUCAUGGUUAUGAAUUAUUGCAACAAAUGGGAAUGAGAUCAUUAUAUUUCUUCCUUUGUGGAAUUAUGGAUGGAACUAAAGGAAUGACUCGAACAAAAAAUGAACUUAGCCGCAACAAGGACUUCAUGAAGCUCUACAGUCAUCUGGAGUGCAUGUUUGCACACACACGUACUGCUUCAGCAAGUGGCACUUCUCCUAUCGAAAAUGGAGAAAAAAAAUUUUUCUAUAGUCAUCCUAAAUUAAAGAAAUUAGAAGAAAUUGUAGUUGAACACUUCAAGUCAUGGAAUGCUCAAAACACAUCUGAAAAGAAAUGUGACAAGACCAGAGUUAUGAUCUUCUCUUCAUUUCGAGAUAGUGUUCAAGAAAUUGCAGAAAUGCUUUUACAGCAUCAGCCAAUUAUCAGAGCAAUGACUUUUGUUGGCCAUGCCUCAACAAAAGGGAAGAGCAUGAAGGGUUUUACUCAGAAGGAGCAAUUGGAGGUAGUGAAACAGUUUCGUAGUGGUGGUUACAAUACAUUGGUUUCUACUUGUGUUGGCGAAGAAGGUUUAGAUAUAGGAGAAGUCGAUCUCAUAAUAUGUUUUGACGCGCAGAAGAGCCCAAUUCGUCUCAUACAACGAAUGGGGAGGACAGGCCGCAAACGUCAAGGCAGGAUUGUCGUUAUCCUUGCUGAAGGACGAGAAGAACGUACUUAUAAUCAAAGUCAGUCCAACAAAAGAAGUAUUUAUAAAGCUAUUUCAGGUAACAGGCAGGUCCUUCAUUUUUACCAAGCAAGUCCACGAAUGGUUCCUGAUGGAAUUAAUCCAAAAUUACAUAAAAUGUUCAUCACACAUGGUGUCUAUGAACCAGAGAAGACUUCUCGGAAAUUACAGCGAAUGAGGCAAAGUAAUUCAAAGAAAGAUUGUUUCUUAUCAGAAGAAGAAUUUAAAUUAUGGAACAGAUUUUAUAGAUUAAGAGACAGUGAUGAAAUUAAAGAAAUAACAUUGCCUCCAGUUCAGUUUCUAUCCUUACAAAAUGAGGAAAACAGAUCGACUCAGGAACCAAGCAGUGGAAUUCAUCAACUCUCUCUCUCUGAAUGGAGACUAUGGCAAGAUCAUCCUCUUCCUACAUAUCAAGUUGACCAUUCGGAUCGUUGCCAUCAUUUUAUAACUAUUAUGCAAAUGAUAGAGGGAAUGAGACAUGAAGAGGGAGAAUGCAGCUAUGAAUUGAAAGUUAAAUCUUAUUUACAAAUGGAAGAUGUUAGCUCAACAUUUAGUGCUCACAGGAACAAAUUUAAUCUUCUUGCCAAUGGCAACUUUACUAGUAACAAGAAAUCUUCAUUUACAAAGAAUAUAAAUGAAGGCAAUUCAUUUUCAAUGACAGAAUCUGAUGAAGAAUGUGCUGAAAUUUUUAAACAAAAUCAUAUCAAACCUACUAAAAUUGUUUCUCUAAAGAGAAAAGCUUCUAAAAAACUGAAAAAAGAUCAGCCUAAAAAAGAAAAUAAUGAUGUUGUGGGUUCUUUAGCUCCUGAUGGCAAUUGUACUGGUGAAGAUAUUUUUCAAAUAGACCUCAAUGGUAAAGGGACAUCAGGUACAGAUGAAGCUGCUGCCCCAUGCGCUGUCAGUGCAGAUGUUGUAAAUCACCCAUGUAGGCCAUUAACUGAAUGUCAGAUUACAAAUAAAUCUAUUAGUCCUCUUGCUGGACAGUUUUCAGAUUCUGGUUAUAACAGUUUUAGUGAUGAGAAAUCUGUUUUAUCUAGCUUCUUUCUUUCUUUUGAAGGAGAGCUUGCUAUAGCUAGAGCAGAUGACCAAUUUUAUAAUUGUUAUUCACCAACAAAAGAGGUGCUAGUUAAGGUAGAGGAAUUUUUAUCUCAUUCUCCUCCAUCUCUCAGUGCACUCUCAAAUUUGGAACAUGAAGUUACUAAGGGUUCUGUACUUGAAAAUCUGCUUUACCUACCCCACACAGACUAUUUACAAAAGAAUAAAUCUACCUGCUUGAUGUCACAUUCAGCCAUAAGUUCUAGACAGAAUUCAGAAUUGAAUUCACUUAAAUUUAGUAAUCAUCCUUCUGAAAGUUGCAUUUAUAGUACAACUAAUGAUAAGAUUUUUGAUGAGCCAAGCUUCUGUGACUAUGAUGAUAAAGCGCAUAAAGAUGUUAAAGAUGAAAAUUUAGUAGCCAGCAAUCAUACUCAAAUAAACAUAGGCCCUCCACAGUAUUUUGUUGAAGAAAACAAUCAUGGUGUUGAUAGCAAUGAGCUCCCCGUAUUGCUCACUGAUCAGAAUGAGAGUUUACAACUAUUUGAAGAUACAGAGUUUAAUGAUGUGAGCCUUUCUCCCUCGAAUAAUGAAUGUAAAUCUUCAUGUGUGUCAGAUAGCACUUGUAUAAACAAAAUGGCACCAGUGUCUCAGUUCUUAAUUUCUGAUGAACUCUUGUUAGACAAUGAUUCUGAACCACAAGAUCAAAUUAUCUAUGAUCCUAAGAGCUGGAAAUCUCAUGAAGAUUUGACAGGUGUACACGAGGAAAAACUAAAGAGUGAUGAAUAUGUUUAUGACUGCUCUAAGGAUUUAUUUUCUAUUACCUUUGAUUUAGGAUUUUCUAUUCCAGAUUCUGAUGAUGAAAUAUCAGAACAUGCAUCACAUACAAAUAAGAAUAAAAUUUUAGAUGCCCUAUCUGGAAGGUGUUUAGAUAUCAAGGAGAUAAGUGAUAUAAAUUAUGUUUCAAAUCAAGCCAUAAUACCAAGAGAUCAUGUUGAUAGUUCUAAGAGUAGAUCUGUUGCUAUUUCAUCAAGUGAAGAUAAGCAGAGUCCAGCUUCUGUGCAUUUUCCACUGAGUACAGCCAAAAAUGAGGAAUUUAUGUCUCCUGGUUAUUCUCAAUUUUCUUUGCCAGUAGGGGAAAAGGUUAUGAGUACACCACUUUUUGAGUUAAACACAUUGAACUCUAAAAAGAGAAAGGAAAUGCCUAGGUUGCUAGAUUCUAAUAAGGGAAAGGAAAAUCUACAAAGUUUCAAAGAAACGUUGAAUUCAACUUUUGAUGAUUCAGGACUUUCUACAGAAAAGGCUAAAGAUGAGGAACAAAUCAGUCUACGUCAAACCUGUAAUUCUGUUGGAGAUGAACAAUUAACGAGCAAUGAAAGUGAAGGUGGUGAGAUUUUCCAGAGAAAGAGUAAAAAAGCAAAAGGAAAUAUUUUAGAAUCUCCUGAGGAUCAGAAACAUAGUGAAAUUGAUUCUCCACUUCAUGCUGUCAAGCGUAGGGUUCCUCCAAAGAAGUUAGAAUUAUCAUCCAGUGACGAGAGCGAGGAUUUUCCUGAACAACAUCCACAACUAGACAACUUCAAGGGUCAUGACAGGAAUGCCAAAAGAAGCACCAAAGUCCAAAAGAGACAAAGUCACCUAAAGUUUGUAGCUAGAACGUUUUUAGAUGAUCAAGCAGAACUUUCCCAAGAAGAUGCAGAAUGUGUUUCAUCAGAUGAAAAUGAUGAGUCAGAAAAUGAAAAAGAUUCCUCAUUACUUGACUUCUUAAAUGACGAGACUCAACUUUCACAGGCCAUAAAUGAUUCUGAAAUGAGAGCUAUUUACGCGAAAUCUUUGCGUAGUCCGUUGAUGAUCUGUCGGUACAAAAUGGUCCACGAGAAACAUAACAACGUGAACAUUUUCUCACAGAUUCCUGAGCAAGAUGAAACCUACUUAGAAGACAGUUUUUGUGUUCAUGAAGAGGAAUCUUGCAAAAGCCAAUCAAGUGAAGAAGAAGUGCAUGUUGAUUUUAAUUUAAUAACUGAAGAUUGCUUUGCAAGUGGGAGUAAAAAAUAUAAAACCCGGCGUGCAGUAAAGCUAAAACAAAUGAAGAUGAGACAGAGUGCACAUUCAAAAAAGAAAUUAUCCAGAAUUAUUUUACUGGAUGAUUCAAGUGAGGAGGAAAACAACGUAAAUGAUAAAAGAGAAUCCAUUCCUGUGGCUAACCCCAGCACUGUUACAGAGAGCAAACAGCAGGGCCAUUGUUGGAAUUCAGUGCUUUCGGGAUCUUCCUUACAGCCCAAGGACCAUUCUAAUCCAGUUGUCACUCAAGAGCCAAAGCAGAGGCAGCAGACACUACUUAAUUCAAAGGAUACAGUUUCUGACAUCUCGUACUCCAAACCUCAGAGCCAUAAUAAAAUUGAAUCUACGUCACCAUCAGUCACUGCUGUUGGUUCACAGAAGGACUGUAGCAAAUUUCCAGUUCAUUUGAAGGUUGGUUGUGCUCUGGAAGAUUCUAGCACUUCAGUAGCUUCCUGUUCUGAUUCAAGACCACGUUUGGCUGGCACAUGUGCUUCCCUUAGACUCCCACGGCAAGGCCAGAGAACAUGUAUUCUUGUAGAUAGUCGUGAAAUCACUUCUGGUUCAGAAGUCAUUUCUUCCCUCAGAGCAAUUCAUGGCUUUCAUGUAGAGGUUUGUCCUCUUAAUGGUUGUGAUUACAUUGUGAGUAACCGCAUGGUGGUGGAAAGGAGGUCUCGCUCUGAGAUGUUAAACAGUAGUAAUAAGAACAAGUUCAUUGACCAGAUCCAGUACCUGCAGAGCAUGUUUGAAAGAAUAUGUGUGAUUGUGGAAAAGGACAGAGAAAAAACAGGAGACACCUCCAGGAUGUUUAAGAGAACGAAGAGCUAUGACAACCUGCUGACUACCUUAAUUGGUGCUGGAAUUCGAAUUCUUUUCAGUUCCUGCCAAGAAGAAACGGCAGAUUUGCUAAAGGAUCUGUCUUUAUUGGAACAAAGAAAGAAUGUUGGUAUUCAAGUUCCAGCAGUGAAUAGCAAUAAAUGGGAAGCACUUCAAUUUUAUCUAAGUAUUCCCAAUGUAAGUUAUAUAACUGCAUUAAAUAUGUGUUACCAGUUUUCAUCUGUGAAAAAGAUGACUAACAGCUCACCUGAGGAAAUCGCCAUGUAUGCACAAGUAACUCAUCAAAAGGCCGAGGAGAUCUGUAGAUAUAUUCACCAUGUUUUUGACAUGCAGAUGUUACCAAAUGGUCUUAAUCAAGGUAGACGGAAAUCUGAUGCAUGAUCAGACUGCUCAGGUGCGGUUAUCCAAGAACUGUCACAACACCAAAUGCACUGAAAUAAUCAUUGCUGUGGUUUGUGGUUAUCAGUUUAAAAUAUGUAAAUAAGAGAAUAUUUCCAUGUUAUUUUAUACUGUAUUUUUUAUUUACAUAGGUUAUAUAUUUUUAAAAACCUGGUGUUCAAUAAUCAUUUGAUUAACUGGACUAAAAACUGUAUUUUUAUUGAGGUUAUUAAAAGUGCUAUUAGGAAAGUAAAAAGCUAGAGUACAUGAUUUUGAAAUUUUUCCAGAUUUUUUUUGUACUGUUGUCAUUUUUUAGCUUAAUAGGCUGAUGCAUCUGACUUCUGCCAACUUAAUAGUCAUAAACAAUUUUUCCUAUAAUAUCUAGAAUAUUUUACAUGUCCUGAAUCUACACAGACAUUGGAUAAAGUUUGGGUGUAUUGUGAGAUGAAUGGCCCAGUAACUAGGAAAGUUGAAAGUGUAACUUAGUGUAUUAAUCUUACCAAAGGAAGCCCGAUCAAGAGGUGAAAUCCUAUUAGUGUAGCCCCGACUGGUGUGGCUCAGCGGCUCGGCAGCUCAAGG
Messenger RNA from Phyllostomus discolor (pale spear-nosed bat), 6811 nucleotides. RefSeq names its product FA complementation group M (gene FANCM). NCBI's taxonomy places the organism in Eukaryota, Metazoa, Chordata, Mammalia, Chiroptera, Phyllostomidae. Gene Ontology annotation, molecular function: 3'-5' DNA helicase activity; nuclease activity; four-way junction helicase activity. The record is from RefSeq and is a predicted model, not a curated record. Gene Ontology annotation, biological process: interstrand cross-link repair; replication fork reversal; double-strand break repair via synthesis-dependent strand annealing.